AAUCCAAUUGGGCAGUUGAACUGGUACCAGAGAAAUUCAAUGCCCUCAGAUCCUCAUUCAGAGACCAAUUAUCGCUUCUACUGCUAUAUAUUCAGGCCUAUGCUGAGAAGUAAGUCCAGAAACCUUCUCUUCUAACUAAGAAUUUUGGUUUCCUUUUAGGAUAUAGUAUAAGUAGCAUACAGCAAUGGCUUGCAAAGGGCAGCUUCAUGUGGAUAUUGAGCUCAAGUCUCCUGCAGAAAAGGUGUGGGGAACCAUUAGGGACUCUACCAAAAUUUUUCCUGAAGCCUUGUCCCAUGAUUACAGGAGCAUUGAAGUGCUGGAAGGCGAUGGCAAGGCCCCUGGAUCUAUCCGCCUCAUUAAUUACGCUGAAGGGUCUCCAAUCGUUAAGGUAUCAAAGGAGAAAAUUGAAUCAGUGGAUGAAGCUGGGAAGAUAUAUGUUUACAGCGUCAUUGAUGGAGAUCUCCUGAAAUACUACAAGACUUUCAUCGCUAAGAUCAUUGUCAUUCCCGAGGGCGAGUCAAGCUUGGUUAAAUGGUCCUGUGAAUUUGAGAAGGCGAGUGAAGAGAUCCCUGAUCCAAGCGUCAUUAAGGAAUUUGCAACGAAGAACUUUGUGGAGAUCGAUGACUAUCUUCACACCAAGGCAUAGACGCCAGACCAGGCCACCUAUACCCCUUUUAAUGGCGGUGUCUUAUUAUUAGUAAAUAAUAAGCAGGCGGAUUCCUACUUGAGAAUAGUUGUCCAAGUUUGCCUCCAUGACUAGUGACCUCUUGCUAUAGCAAGAAGAGACAAGGAAGAGCUUUGAUCAGUUUGUUGCCUCGUAUUUCAAGAUUAAUGUACUUAGUUUUCUUAAUUGUCCCUAUCUUGUCUGUUAUCCGAGGAGUUUCGUUGCUACUGUAUGAUAUAAUAAAUAAUUUUUAAUUUGAAUGAUUAAAAUUUAAU
This is a messenger RNA of Durio zibethinus, 939 nucleotides long. RefSeq names its product MLP-like protein 423. Gene Ontology annotation, biological process: defense response. The record is from RefSeq and is a predicted model, not a curated record. Lineage: Eukaryota; Viridiplantae; Streptophyta; Magnoliopsida; Malvales; Malvaceae.